AUGCCUGCAUUUUCGUAUGCUCAAGCAGCCAAAGGCCUUGCGCCUUCAGCUGCCACUUCGGUCAAAGAAGUCAAGCCUGAUUCAGUCGAGCAACAACAGUCAUCAAAUCCUCAGCCGAAGUCUGAUACUCCAACGCAGCCUGCUCACAAGCCGUCCCGCAGUGCCAGCCGAACGGAACAGAACGACGCCAAACCACCAGUCAAAGACGAGAAAUCAACAGUCCUGGACCGCGAGGUGCCACAAGACAAGGACACCACUGCGUCAGCUCGACGCCCUCAACAGAAGUCAUCAGGGUCCAGUGUGGCCUCUCCAAGAAUACCUGCCGCCAAUGAGUCCGGGAAGGAGACCACAGUAUCAUCUGCGCCUGUCGAUCUGCCAGAGAGCCCCGCAAUCCUUGACCGAGACUCCAAUGCUAGCGACAAGGGCAAGAAUAAGGAGAACGACGAUGAUUGGGAAAAGGUCUCCAUACCCUCAAACGCUGCCGCAGACAAGGAGCUAAAGCCUGCCUCCAUUCCGGUGGUUAAUAUCUGGCAAAAGCGGAGGGAAGAGCAGGAAGCCAAGAACCGUGAGCUUGCGGCUCAGAAGCCCGGUACUACUGGCGCGCCCGUUGCCAAAUUGGCUGAAGAUGCCAAACGCAAGCCCGUACUUGACCGAGACUCAUCGCGAGCUGCCAACAAACACAACGAGCGUGCGGAGUCGAUUGCACCAGCUGCACAGUCAGCAUCUCAGGCCGGUAGGCCAGAUGCCAAACCACUUGUCGCCGAUACGACCGCUUGGCCGACUCCCGAAACUGUCACUGUUGACGACCGGAAGAAGUCUGUGACAGCGGAAAGAGGCGCGCCACAACCGGAGUCUCGUAACAACAAGUCACAUGGCAAGCAAUGGGUCCAAAUGCCUUUCGUGCCAACUGCAAAAUUCGAGACACAGCUUCCAGCAGGGGCUGCCAAACGCGGCGGGCGAUCGAGUCGCGCUGGUCGUGAUCCCAACGGGCGGGGUGGUCAGACUAACAACACUGAUCGCAUUGACAAUGCUGGGUCCAUGGCUCCACCGCCGGUGCCACGCGAGGAUCGCGGGCGUAAGAAUGAUGCCAGUCGGGGCGGCCGAGCAAGUUCUCUGCCAGCAAAUAAUCCUAGAGCAGCAAGCCGGGAAAGCAAUGUGGCUACGAGUCGAAAACCUUCGGCUCCCGUGACCAAAGAUAGUAUUCCACUCGCAGCAUCCGCCGCAGCACCGUUUGUUCCUGCCUCAGAAGCCAUCAACAGCAACGUCACGUCUCAGGACCCUUCGAGAUCUUCAUCAAGCCAGAAACGCACAGGCAACAAUUCGCCGAAAGCUGCAAAUAAUGCUGCUUCUCAAAGCCUCGAAUCAUCUACGGAAGCUCUGAGCCAAAUUCAGUUGACUGAAGGUACAGCGCGUCACAACAACGUGUCUGAGAGAGCCAGACCGUCUCAGGCAAGCUAUCGCUCGAAUGACUAUCCCAGACCCGAACGCGGCAGCACCGCUCGAAAAGACCGAGAAAAUGCAAGAGAAAAAGUAGAGUCGUGGAGAGAUCGCGAGUAUUCAGGCGAUGGACAACCGCGCUCGAACAGAAGUGAGCGUGGUCGUGGUAGUGGUUAUCGUGGCCGAGGAGGCAGUUCCUUCAACCCAGGUUACCAAGGGAAUCAGUCAUACACCUCGCCAUUGCCGCAAGGAGGUUUCGAUGCUCCGAAGUCCCAACACGAAUCUCGGUCAAGACAGUCAUCGCAGCCCUACGUUCAGACUGCUGCAUCUCAAGGUCGCAACCCGUCUCGUGCGCAAUCGAUACCCAUGCCGCAAAUGUACCCUCCACAGAACUACUAUGCCAACUUUCCUCCGCCGCAGCAAAACAUGGCACCUUUGCAGACCGACAUGCAGCCCUAUGGGAUGGCUCCUUCGAUGCCCAUGCAUCAGGGCAUCAUGAGCGCGAUGCCGUACAACGACAGCUUGAGCUCAUAUGCGGUCAUGUCUCUUGUUGCGACUCAAGUCGCGUACUACUUCUCCAUCGACAACUUGUGCAAGGACAUGUUUCUCCGCAAGAACAUGGACUCACAAGGCUGGGUACACCUGCACGUCAUUGCUGGUUUCAAGCGAAUUCAGGCUCUGACGGAAGACAAGUCUUCUUUAGAAGUCGUUCGCGGCGUCUUGUCAAACUUGCGUGCUGACAUUGAAUACACCGUCACCCAGAACGGCGAUGAGCUAGUUAGGCGCAAGGAAGGAUGGCAAGACUUCGUCCUUCCGAUGCCCGAGCGUCUGCCUGCAGCCCAGAACGACGGCCCUGGCUUCGUGGCUGACUUUGCGCCUCAUCAGUAUCAACAGCUACCUUAUGGGAGCGGUGAUGCAACGCCGUUCGUGCCCAAUCAGGUUAGAAGUCCUCCUGCAGGCACGAAUGGUAUGUACCAUGGCCCUUCCUCUCCUCCGGCGUUCAGCAUGAUUCCGCCAUUCGACGGUAUGGGUGGAGAUGAACGCAUCCAAAUGCCCCAGAGCGCCCGCUUCGAUCAACGCGAUCCCUCCUUUGGCCAAGAGCCACUUCGCCGACAAGAGUCAGGACGCGGUGUGUCAGCCACGCACCCGAACGGUUCAGCCGUCAACGGUCACCGCCGGACCGUCUCCCGAAGUUUCACAGAUGAGAACGUGUUCCCCGACGAGCAGAUCUCAACAGUGCACGUUCUGAAACGUGCGCUCCCUGAAGCUGGCGAAGAUAGAGGCAUGUCCACUGUUGCACCUGUCCGGUCAAACGAAAGCCAGAACUCGCGUGGCGGCAUGGGUCGCAAGCCAUCUGAACAACUUGGUCUUCGCUUGCAAGGCUUGAAGUUUGGCUCUGAUACAGAUGCUCCUGCAGUGGUCACAAAGGAUGGUCAGAAGAUGCGUUUGCCCGACCAGCCGUCAGAUGGCCACUAUACCCAACCCUACCCUGUCGCAUACGCGGAGGCAAUUCAAGAUCGCGAACACGGCAUCGAAGACGCCAUGGAUGGCAUGUACGCAUUCUGGCCGUCGUUUCUAGUCAGUCAAUUCAAUUUGACUUUGUACAAUGACUUUAAAUCAUCAGCCAAGGAGGACACCGAUCGUGGCGAUGAACGAGGCUCGAAGGCUUUGUUCCGAUACUAUGAAGGCGCUCUAAAGGAGACUUCACCAAUAUCAGUACAUGUGGCUCAAGACCUUGUCGAUCUGCUCCGCAAGGAGACUGGUCCUGAGAAGCCCAUUCUCAAGCUGUUACGUCAAGUAUGGCGCGACGGCGCACUCAACCUGAAGUCGCGCAAGCGUAUUCAGGACAACCUCACCACUGAAGAGAAGACUCAGCUGGACCGUGCUGGCUGA
Cyphellophora attinorum is the source of this 3330-nucleotide messenger RNA. RefSeq names its product putative HTH La-type RNA-binding protein. The transcript has 2 exons. Gene Ontology annotation, molecular function: RNA cap binding. Bases 1 to 3330 code for a protein of 1109 amino acids. Gene Ontology annotation, biological process: mRNA stabilization. NCBI's taxonomy places the organism in Eukaryota, Fungi, Ascomycota, Eurotiomycetes, Chaetothyriales, Cyphellophoraceae. The record is from RefSeq and is a predicted model, not a curated record.